This is a messenger RNA of Nilaparvata lugens (brown planthopper), 3744 nucleotides long. It is a transcript of the gene Pdi, whose product is annotated as protein disulfide-isomerase. Gene Ontology annotation, cellular component: endoplasmic reticulum. The transcript has 9 exons. Gene Ontology annotation, biological process: response to endoplasmic reticulum stress; protein folding. The coding region runs from base 297 to 1811 and encodes 504 amino acids. Lineage: Eukaryota; Metazoa; Arthropoda; Insecta; Hemiptera; Delphacidae. The record is from RefSeq and is a predicted model, not a curated record. Gene Ontology annotation, molecular function: protein disulfide isomerase activity.
AUUUUUCAAAUAAUGAAUGUUCCAUUCAUUUUUAAUUAAUUAAAAUAAAACAAUUAUUGUUGCAUAAUAUUUAAGCCACAUAUACUAUUUUUAAAUAGUUUAUUCAUCUUGAUUUGUUUGGAAUUUAUUUUUAGCCCAUUUAUGUGGUUGUGUGAAUCUCACAUCCAAUCAUAUUUGACCACGGUUUGCACUGCCACGUUUCUCAUUAGUUCUUGUUGUUGAAUCAAGUCAAGCCAAGUGAAAUCCUCUUUCUCAGUUUGACGUCGGUAGUUCGUGGAUUCUCAUCUUAUGUUUAUAUGUUUCUAGAUUAUAUUAACAUGUAUUCUUUAUUACUUUGUAGUUUAUUAGCCCUAAGCGGUCUUGUUUCUUGUGAUGAAGAAUCAGCCAAGAGUAAUGUAUUAGUUUUUACUACUGAAAAUUUCCAAGCCGGUAUUGAAACCAAUGAAAACGUACUUGUAGAAUUCUAUGCUCCAUGGUGUGGUCACUGUAAGGGUUUGGAACCUAUCUACGAAGAAACUGCCAAUUUGUUAGCAGAGAAGAAUUCCAACAUCAAACUUGCAAAGGUUGAUGCUAUUGAAAACAAGCAGCUAGCAGAACAAUAUCAAAUCAGAGGAUAUCCAACUCUGAAAUUCUUUAGGAAAGGGAAAGCACCUAUCGACUAUUCAGGUGAUAGAAAACCUGAGUCAUUCAUCUCCUGGCUUGAAAAGAAGAGUGGAACCCCAGCCAAAAUCCUCGCUUCUGUUGAAGAACUCAAAGAAUUCCAAGAAGCUAACAGCAUUUGUGUCGUUGGAUACUUCAAGGACCCACAGUCUGAGAAGGCAAAAUUAUUCACUGAUGUCGCUGACACCAUCGAUCACCAUCCAUUCGCCAUCAUCUCAAUCGACCAAGCAUUCAAGGACCAGGGAAUCGAAGAAGACUCCAAAAUCGUCUUAUUCAAGCAGUUUGACGAGGGCAAGGCAAUUUUUGAUGGAGAACUGGAUGAGGCCAAUCUGAAGAAGUUCGUGAUAGCCGAAUCACUGCCAUUGAUCGUUGACUUCAACCAGGACACUGCUACCAAGAUAUUCGGCGGAGAAUUCCAGAGCCAUCUGUUGCUGUUCCUGUCCCAGUCCAGUGGCCACUACGACACCCUUCUCGAAGGAGCCAAGUCGAUCGUCAAGGAAUUCAGAGACAAGAUUCUUUUCGUCUCCAUCAACGCUGAUGAAGAAGAGCAUGGAAGAAUCCUAGAUUUCUUCGGAUUGAAGAAGGAAGAAAUUCCCUCGAUGAGAAUUAUCAAGCUGGCCGAUGAUAUGGUCAAGUUCAAGCCCGAGAAACAAGACUUCAGCGCCGAAAACAUCAAGAGCUUUGUCAGUGAUUUCAUUGAAGGAAAACUGAAGCAACACUUGCUGUCACAAGAAUUGCCAGAAGACUGGGACAAGAAGGCAGUGAAAGUGCUUGUGGCGUCGAACUUCGCCGAUAUCGCCUAUGACAAGUCCAAGGAUGUGCUUGUUGAGUUCUACGCUCCAUGGUGCGGACACUGCAAACAACUGGAGCCCAUCUAUGAUCAGCUGGGCGAGUCUUUGAAGGAGAAGGACGACAUUGUCGUAGCCAAGAUGGAUGCCACCAUCAAUGAGUUGGAAGACACCAAGAUCCUCAGUUUCCCCACAAUAAAGCUGUACAAGAAGGGCGACAACAAGGUGGUGCAAUACAACGGCGAGAGAACACUGGAAGGACUGUCCAAGUUCAUCGAAUCGGGCGGUGAAUACGGAAAAGCACCCGCUGAGGCUGAAGAAGAAGAUGAAGAUGACGAUCUUCCGAGAAAGGAUGAGUUGUAAGGAAGGGACAUGCCAAGUUUUAUUGGUCCCAUCCAAUCACAAAAAGAACAUUCUCACAAAACUAGGAAUUGGACUAAUCUGUGUCUCUUCAAUUACAUACAAGUUUGUCUAUUGAUAGUUAUUGAAAGUACAAUAUUGGUUAGCAUAGAAGAGUUACUAUUCUUCUGUCACACUAAUUAAAUCAAAAUUAUUUUAAUAUCCUUUUGAGUUUGUCAGAGUACCGGGAGUUUAUAAACGUUCUUGUCGCUUCAACAAGAAUUCAGUUGAACUAAAUUAAAUGUGUAGUAAAUUAAUUUACACUUUAAUUCCAUUUUCGGAUUGGAAGGGAUAAUUUUCAAUCCAGAAAACAUUCCAUCCAUAGUUUGCUUGCUUUAAAAGUUAACUAUUGAAUUUAUGGAGGAUUUAUUAUCUGAAGGAUUUUUUCAUUAUCGAUGAUGUUACUUUGUAUCAUGAUAAAUAUGGAAAAAUGACGUCACUGAUUUUAUGAAGAGGGCUUAUGUGAAGCAAGACAUGAUCACCUACCUGCCAUCAAACUCACAUCAUUCGAGAUUCAGAAAGAGGUGGCCUUAUACAUUUCUGUACUUGUUUUUAUCAUGCACUUUCAGCUUCCACUGAGAUUCUGAAAUAGUUGAACGUUCUAUCAUCAAGCCUCCGUGACAAAGGUCCUAUCCCAAUAUUCUCAAUUUUCUAAUAAAUUAGCAUAUUUCAUUAUGUUUAAUACAACUUUGCUAGUAACAGGUUAUCCUCGCUUUUACUUCAGUGUGCUUAUCUUACGCCCUCUUUCUAAAGUAACCUCCUUGCAUUCAGUUGUGAACUUUCUGUGAUAGUUAUCUAUUUUUUAAUGGAGUAGUUGUGAAUUUUGAUAAUUUAAAAUUUGAAAAGAUUCUUAGAAUAAGCUGCUAGCGCAUAAUCUUGAUCUUUUUUUCACUUUUGUAUUCUAUUUUUUUAGAAAGGCUUUUGUUCUUCAGAAAACAUGAAAUACUGUAUCUAAUUUUCCAACCACUUACGAAAACAUUCUGUGUAAAUAAAAUUGUGAGGUGUAUAUUGCUUGUAUUUUCCAGAUGAUUUGCAAAAUUGUCAAUUUAAUAAUAAACAAUUCGAUGAUGAUAUAAGAGUAUUUUUAUAAUAUAGCUAGAAUCUCUUGAAUGUCGUCAUUGAAGUCAUUUUGUGUGUAACGUCAAGCUAGAACUCACCUUGCUAAUUGAGAUGUUGUGGUUAAUGAAGUAAUGUUGUCUGUUAAUGAAGUAAUGGCCAAAGAGAUCAUAAGAGUCAGACUCUUCUACAAAAACUGUCACAUUCAAUCUUUGCUCUAUUUGAUUUGUUACUAGUUUUAAAUAAGAGAAUCAUGGUUAUUUGACCUACUAUAAAAUCUGUGACAAACGAGUGUAAAGCAGUUUUUGAGAUGAUGCUGAGUAAAACAUAAUAAGUGAGAAACUUCAACAGCAGCCAAAAUAUUUUCUUGAAAACAUUGUACUGAAACAUCGAAAGUGAAUUAUUGAGAACUGAAUCUGGUCCCCAGAAUCUAAAGUUCCGAAUCUAGUUUUUGUAAUUAUUUUGAUAGAGAGAAUAGUUUUAAUUAUAAUACGAGUAAUUCAAUUACAAUGAGUCCCAUAGAUUGCUGUCACAAAAAUAUUGUUGCAUAUUACUAAGUAUGCAAGGAGAAUCUGUUAAAUGACAUUCUCAUUCAAGUGUUUAUAAAUUUUGUGAGCUUAUUUAAUUAGCUGUGGUAAUUAUUGUUAAUAUUUUAUCGUAACUUGUGUUGAUCUAAAUUGAGUGUUGUUUUGACUUAAUUUUUGGUAACUGACAUCAUUAGUAUAUUCCAUUAUAGAGGCUGAAUAAUUUUCAGCUUUUAAUCCUAGCUGUUCUUAAUUUUUUAAUUGUCAAGUGUCAUUGCCUUCAAGAAUAUAUUUAAUAAAGGUAUGUUUUCUUACUA